Molecule: messenger RNA, 1519 nt
Organism: Biomphalaria glabrata
Lineage: Eukaryota; Metazoa; Mollusca; Gastropoda; Planorbidae
Exons: 10
Coding region: 214-1005 (263 amino acids)
Molecular function (GO): protein binding
Source: RefSeq, a predicted model, not a curated record
UCAACAUAAAGUCCUACAAGUAUUAAAGGGGAAAAAAAUAUGUCAGGAACUACUAAAUAUUGAUUACAUUAAAAAAACGGAUAUUUCCGAUAAAACAUGACCCCAAAAUAUAUAAUUCAAAGAAUCGUAAGCAGUGGGACCAAAAAGGAGGAAAGUUGAAUCAGAUCUAAAUGUGUCCAGUUCUCUGGAACAUUGGUGACGACGUAUUGAACCAUGGACUCCUCUGUGCUGCUUGCUUUUAAAAUCUUAGUCGGUCUCAUGGUUUUAAUCUACAUAUUUUUUUACAUAAGCAUUUACAUGACAAGUAAGGUCAUUGAGGAAAGGAAAAAAUAUAAUCCUGAGAACUUUUCCGAUGAUAUGCUGAGGAAGAUUUUAAAAUCCCAUCCGGUUUGUACUUUAGGAUACGCUUACUGUAUAGAGGAGUACAUGAAGUUUGACUAUCAAGCUACGAGCACAGAGAAAAUAUGCCUUUUACUGACUGUUUAUUUAAAGUGCAUGUUUGAAAAAUGUGAAGUAAAACUUGCUAAAAAGAGACUCGAGGCCAAAGAAAAUCUUCUUGAAGAUCUGAAAUAUUUUGCAACAAAUUUCACAUGCGAUUUUGCAUUUUCAAGCUAUAAUGCAACGUGUUUAUAUGGGGAACAAUACUGUCAAAGAAAGGUGAACCCAAAGGGAGAGAAACAUGAUAAACAGACUUUAUGUCGGUAUUACGAGAAAUAUCUUCGCUGCUUCUUCAAAGAAUGUGUAAUGACGAUCCCUAAACAGGAAAAGUACAUUGAAAAUCAAGAAAAGGCGUUAGCUGACAAAGGUGUCACAUGCGAUUUUAAUUAUAGACGCCUGGUCGUGAAAGGCGACGAGUAUGAUUGUACAGAAAUGAACCACUUGUACAUGUGUAGAAAUAGAGAGUGUAUUCAUGAAGAUCUGGUUUGUAAUGGCGAAGAAGAUUGCUGGGAUGGUUCAGACGAACGACACUGUGAUUGGAAAGUUGAUAUGGAUCUUGAUCUAUAGCCAAGCACUUGAGUAAUUUAUAAUACAUAUAUAUAUCUUUUUUGGUAUUUAAAUUGAGAAGAUAAUGAUAUUGUUCUGUUGUGGUUUUGUCCUUAAUACUAAUUCAAAAGUGAUAAUGACUGAUUUCCAAAUAAUGUUUAGUAAUAACAAUGCUUCUAUUGUCCAAUUUAAAUAUUUUUUUCCUAGUUUUUUUUUUAAACAUAUCUAGUGCUAAGUUUUCUUUAUUGAUGAUUUUAUUGAAAAAUCAAAUGAACUCAAAUGUCUAAACCUUAAAAAAAAUAAUUUUUUGUCAAUUCUAAAUCUUCUUAUCGUAACUUUGUCAACCGCAAUGGAUGACACGAUAUUUUACGAAACCCAAUCUUGGAUAUAGCUAGACUUUUGCAUAAUUAUUUCUUUUACCUGACAACACACGAAUCAAUUGAAAAAGUCAACCAACUAGUUAAUAACUAUUGGUAAUUAAUUACUUUGUUUGGUAUAAAUGUUAUUUUAUAAUAAAAAAGAAGUAUUAACAAAU